AAUUUGUCUUUUUGUCGAAGAAAUUCAUUUACCAGGGUAGGGUUAGGAUAAAAAAUGAACGAACAAAACACUCAGAAGCCGACUGCGGUUAGUACAUUUUACUCUCUUCUCGAAAGGGCCAAGUUGGCAGAUUAUUAUGAAAGGUUUUUAGCCCAAGGAGGGGAUGACAUUGAUCAGCUUUGCGAAGCAACUGAUGAUGAAUUUAAGGAGAUUACGAGAAUGGUUGGCAUGCAUACGAAGCCUUUGCACAUACGAAGACUGCAAAAAGCUUUGCUCGAAUUUUGGGCUGAGAAAGAAAAGUCAUGUCAAGUAUUUCCAAGCUCGGCCAACCUCGGUCCUUCGUGGAUAGAAAUAUGGAACAAAGAACAAGCUUCUCAAACGAUAAAAAGCCACAACUCCAACAUAUCUCUGCCAACAACAGCUACCAUCAGAAUUACAACGAUUGACAAUGACAUGGAAGAAGAUAAACCUGGGGAUGGAACUUUACCCACCAAAAGAGGAAGGCCGCCGAAGGGAGUGAAAAGAGGUGCACAAGCCGAUGUGUUUGAGUUGAAACUUCCAGCAAUGGAUGUCAUAAUAAAUUGGGAAAAGUUAGACGAAGAACGAAAGCAACUUAUACGUGAACACUCUAGAAUUUAUGGACGAGACACAAAGAAACGAAAGAGUUUAGAGCUUAAUAGUCACGAACAAGUUAUCAACGAGGCUGCCGCUCAACUCUGUUUGAGAGAUCCUACAUUACUAGUCCGACGAGAUGAACUCUUCUCUCAAGCGAGAAGAAUUGUUAGGGACAGUGGCUUUCCUGUUGUCCAUGGUCAUUCCCGCUCAAAAUUUGUAGAAGAAGGAGGAUUACUUGAAGAAGACUAUAAAUUUGAUUCCUCAAAGUACAAUAGGACAACUCUUACACGUAUGAAUCGUCAAGCGAGACUGGAGGAAGUGAACGAUUUGUUGGUAAAACUGUUGGAAAGACAAGUCAUGUUGAUUAAGAAGAGACGCGAACUAGAAAUCAAUAAACAACCAAUUGGUGAUUUGCAGCAGGAGUUAAACAAUCUUUCAAUUGAAAUGACAAAUUUGCAAAUCGAGCAAAAGCAACUGCAGAAAAAGUUGCGUCGAUCUGAAAGAUAUCAACAGGGCAAAGUGCAAAAGAAACUAAAUGUUUCCAUGGAAACCCCCCAAACGAUUCAAUCUAAACUAUCUGGUGAAAAUUUACAAUCACAGGCACAGCAUGCAGUGAUUGUAACUGAUCUUUUACAAGCAGUAAAUAAUGAUGGCCAGCAACAUGAUCAAGGCUCAUCAGGAAAUACUGCCGGUGGGCAAACAUUAUACACAAUCAUACCUCAACAACAAUUGGCAGAUGCAACUGAAUUGGACCAAACAACCAUAAAUAGUUUAUUGAAUAUUGCUCAGGACCAAGAGAAGUUGAACACCAACCCCCCAGGUAGUUUGUUCGACUUUGUGAUGAACUACAACCAACACAGUGAACCUUGCAACAAUGGAGAACAUACUGACUCAGUUGGGACUCAGCAAAAGCCAAAUGUCAUCACAGCCACUGAUCUCACAAAUGAAAUCCACAACUACUGCAGAACCCAGUAUGAGGCAACAACAAAGACAGUCUCCACCACCAACAUGUCAACCAGAGAUUAGCGUAGCUGAUUCACUGGUCACAUCAACAGCUACACAAAUAAUAAAUGCAGGAUCGAGUACAUUGCCUAGCGAUGUUACUACAUUACAAAAUCCCUAUGUUUGAUUUUGACUUUAAGUCCAGUUGGCAAACAUGAAAAAAGCUUUUGUAGCAAAACACCAAAGUAUUUUUAUCAAAUAUUUGCUCCACUAGUGGAUGACGAUUACCUUUGCUGUUUUUCCACUUCUUUGAAGCAUGUCUAAAAGAGAAAUAGACAUGAUUGAGAACAUGUAUAUAAUUGGGAAGAAAGAUUUGCGUGUGUGACUUA
Molecule: messenger RNA, 1946 nt
Organism: Xenia sp. Carnegie-2017
Lineage: Eukaryota; Metazoa; Cnidaria; Anthozoa; Malacalcyonacea; Xeniidae
Product: NGFI-A-binding protein 1-like
Exons: 6
Coding region: 55-1641 (528 amino acids)
Biological process (GO): negative regulation of DNA-templated transcription
Cellular component (GO): nucleus
Molecular function (GO): transcription coregulator activity; transcription factor binding
Source: RefSeq, a predicted model, not a curated record